This is a messenger RNA of Acipenser ruthenus (sterlet), 2684 nucleotides long. RefSeq names its product germ cell nuclear acidic protein-like. The transcript is spliced from 13 exons. Lineage: Eukaryota; Metazoa; Chordata; Actinopteri; Acipenseriformes; Acipenseridae. The coding region runs from base 255 to 2234 and encodes 659 amino acids. Gene Ontology annotation, cellular component: nucleus. The record is from RefSeq and is a predicted model, not a curated record.
CCUGAAUUGUAGAACUUUUAUGUAUAUUAUAAUAUGUACUUGUAGACAAUUAAGGUUAUAUCACGAAGUAAUAAUUAUUAUUUUUUAAAUCCCACACUAUAAUGUAACACUGAUUACACAAUAUUUCAGAGAAGUAAAAUACUGUACAGUAAAAUCCAAUACCACCGCCUAAUAUCUGCACAUUUUAAAUAUCUUGACCAGAACAUAGUAGGGAACUCCUCAAGUCAGAGAGGACAGGACUAUAAGGAGCAGCCAUGGAGGACAAGACAAAAGAUCUGUUCAGUCGAGUUGCAGGGAGAUUGGGCUGGUCCCAACAUGGUGGACUCAACACAACAGAGAAAGAGCUGCUGAGGAGCAUUGGGAAAAAAAGAAGGCCUGCCCUGCUUAGCCCGGAUUCUGGGGGUGAGGAGUAUAAACCCACCUUUCCCUCAGUAAUGUCCUUGUUUCCCAAGCUCCACCUCUCAGACUCUGACAGCGAGAGGGGAAGCUCUUCUGACAAGGAGAACCAAAAGGUGACAGAAGCACCCAGCUGCAAGGGGCAUCGCCUGGCCCAGGCUGAGCUUGACUCGAACGAGGAUGAGGAGUUUGAUAAGUUCCUGAUUGAGAAGGCAACUCCCAAAAUUGCCCGAAAGGCCACGUGCCGACCACAGAAGGCAAACAGUCCCUGUGUUAUGAUUGUGAACUCUGACAGUGAUGGGAGUUUUGAGGAGUUUCUGAGUCGAGUACAAACUCCAAGGACAAAACCUUGUCCAUCUGCACAAAGCACUGCUGACAACAGCUUGAAAGCCUUUAUUGUGGAUAACUCCUCUGAUGAUGACUUUAUUUUAGAAAAGAAAAAGACAGUAUCUACUAAAGGCCACGGGAGCACUCCAGCCAGCCAAUUGAAGACAAAAGAGUGCCCAACAAAGUGGGAGUCUCCUGUGUUUCUCAGUGACAGUGACAGCGAGGAGGAGGGAGUUGUGAUCAAGAGCACAUGGAAGCUACGGCACCAUAAGAAAGAGGCUCCUCUGGGCACAGACACUCUCAGGGGCCACUCUGAAUCUAAAAGCACAAGGGAACAGGGGCCGAAGAAUCAGGAGCAAGGGGCCCUUCAGAGAUCUGGGUCCCUCAAGUCCAGCACCUCGCUGUCCAAAUUAGAGUUUCCACUGCGGGAAGCAAAGAGUGUGCACCCGGUCUUCAGUCCAAGAACGCCCCAGGUUGUGUUUGACAGCUCAGAGAGCUCAAAUGACGAGUUUGAAUCGCUGAUGGAGAGGAUAAAGCAGAAGAACCGAGGUCUUGGCUCCCAUUCCUCGCUUGUUGGAUCCGCUCCCAGUACUGAAUCUAAAAACAACCACAAUAAGCCCUCAUUUAGGAUCCCAUCCCAGAAACCAAGGAAUGGUAAACGGCUGGGAUCUGCUCCAACCACCAGGGAAAUUGUCUCCAUUCAGACUCCUGUCCAGCCUGCAGGGAGAACUCUUGUGGUCAGUCUGACUGAGCCGAGGGCACAACACAACAUCGGCAGUUUCAGAAACCCACAGUGUCGAACAGUAGGCUGUUUCCUUCAUGAUCUCUCAAACCCAAGCUCUUCCUAUGUCAAGGGAUUCAAACAGAAGAGGGAGGAGCUGAGCAAGCGGUUAUACGUUCUCUACAACUCCAGUAUCUUUGAUUGCAAGCUCCCUGGGGACAUGGAGGUGACCUGGAAUAAGAAGAUGAGGAAGACUGCAGGGUACUGCGUGACAGGGCAGCGGCGUGGAGUCGAGGUGCAGAGAUAUGCACGCAUAGAGCUCUCUGAGAAAGUGUGUGAUUCUGCAGAGCGCCUGCGGGACACUCUGGUCCAUGAGAUGUGCCAUGCAGCCACCUGGCUGAUUAAUGGUGUUCGGGAUGGACACGGGCAGUUCUGGAAAUUGUAUGCCAGGAAGUCGACGGUGGUCCAUCCCGAACUGCCUAUGGUGACGCGCUGCCACAGCUACGAGAUCAACUACAAGUACCAGUAUGAGUGCAGAAAGUGCAAAAACAAAAUUGGCCGCCACUCCAAGUCCCUGGACACACAACGCUUUGUGUGUGCUCUCUGCACUGGCCAGCUGGUCCUGUUGACAUCUCAGAAGAAUGCAACUCCUGUCAGAACUGAGCUCAACCCUUUUGCUGCCUUUGUCAAGGAGAACUACGGUUCGACCAAAAAGGAGUUGGUUGGGAUGAGCCAUGGAGACGUCAUGCGUAAACUCAGUGCUGACUUUGCCUCCAAGGCUCGUCUUUGAGUCUUAAGCAUUGUCUUAACUCGCUGCAUAGUGGCUAGUUUGGUUCUUUGCCCUCCCAUGUUUUCAAGGAAGUGCAGCUAUCUGUGGGAGGCAGCUUAUGAACAACUCCCACUCCCACAGAAAGAGGACAUUUGGCGAAAGAGUUUUCUUCAGAGAUGAAUUUUGAAAUGCAGCAUUUAACUGCAUUAAAACAUAAUAGUGAGCCCUCAUACGAACUUGUGUAAUAACCCUCCAUUUAAACUCAAAGGGAAAGACGGUUUGUUUUUGUAUAAGGACAAUGGUGGAAAAUGUUUUGUGACAGAGCCAGUCAAUGUUUAUACUGUGAAUGUGUGUUUUGUCAGUGUUUUUCUAUUAAUCUUUAAAGCUGUUUUAGUGUUCUUGUUGGGAGAAGCCCUUUUGUAGCUGUGUUUUACAUGUUGUUGAACUCCAAUAAAAUAUGAUUUUAUUUAA